UGGAAAGAUGGAAGGAUGGAGGGAGGGAUGAUAGAGAGAAGAAUGGAGAGAUGAAAGGAUAGAAGGAUGGAGGGAUGAUGGAGAGGUGGAGGUUGGAGGGGUGGAAGGAGAGAUGGAGGGGUGGAUGGAGAAAUGGUGGGGUGAAUGGAAAGGCAGAUGCUUGCUCUAGCUGUCUCCCCACCAGGGUGCUGGCAGGCCGGAGAUCCGGGUGCAGACUCCUCUCACCCCAGUAGCUGGCUCAGGCCCUGCUCACAGCCCCUGGGGUGCAGCAGGGUGGACACUCCAGCUUCAGCACCCCAGGGUGCUGUGGGCACCCAAGGAAGGGUGUUGUGCUCAGAAGCCAGAGGGGUUCACCCACCCAGGCCAUGGCUGGCAGCAGGACCUGCAGCUGGAGGAUGCCCUGUUGCUGCCACCCCUUUUCCAUCUCCUCCAGCUCCACACCCACCCAGUAACCCCAGUCUGGGGCCCAGCUUCACCAUUGCUCCCCAAACUGGAGGGAACUGGUUAGAUGCCAUAUUCAAUCCCAUCCCCUCUGCCUUCCCCUCACGCAGCCCCAUGUGAGCCGCAGGACCGGCUUGGCCGCUGCCCCGGGCUGGGCCCUGGGGAGGCUGAUGGAGCUGCCUGGAUCCGGCCGCCUGGCUCCUGCCUCCAUUAUUUAUAAGGCAGGUCAGGUUUCGCACUGGCAACCGGGAGGGGUUUGUGGGAGGAGAUUGUGCACACACUCACACCCACACUCACACCCUCACCUCACUCUGUCCAGAGGGUGACAUCCACAGGAAAAGGGGCCAGAGGGGCAGGUGACCACAGGGAUGUGCGGGCCAGUGGCCUCACCCAGGUGGCACAUCUUUUCUCCAUUGCCUGAGGAACUGGGGGUGCUUCCCGCUGUGAUCCCUUGUCCGCCCAGCAGUGCCCUAUCCUGUGAUGUCCUGUUCCCAUGGAGUUGUCCCAGGGGACUUGCCACCUGGCAGCAGUGAGUGGUGGUCCAGCCCUUGGGGUCAUGCACCACUUGCCCUCUCAGUGCAUCCCUGGACAUCCCCAAGGUGGUGACAAGAGUGAGCCCAGGGCCAGCCAGCCCUGUUGUCCCCUUGGUCCUGGCACAGCCCCAUUGUCACUAAUCCCUGCCUGCCUCAGGCCCCAGAGGGGACAUGUUUGGGUGAUCUCAUGUCCUGGGAACACUGAAAUGUCAAAAAGGGUCACAACCACUGGAGGAGUACCUAUGCAGGCGAACUCUGUGCACAUAUCCCCAGUGGAGGUGACACAGUUGGCAUGAACAGUCUGUGCCACCAGCUCUGGGGGAUACCCACAUCCUGGGGUACCUGCUGGGGGGUGCCUGGCCACCACAGCUCACCCCACAGCCAUGAAGAACCCCAGCUUGUCAUCCUGUGCUGAGGCAGGCUGGGCUCCUGGAGCCUCCUUGGAGCAUGGGAACUGUCCCUCCUGGCUUCCAGGAAGGUGGUGGCUGGUGUCCCCAUGCUUGUUCCAGGGCAGCAGCCAAGAACCAAACACCACUACUCCUCCACGACUUAUCUUUAUGCGAACUGCCAACACCCCAUUGGCCUCUGCUUCCCUCCCAUCCCCACUGCCCUGGGGAUGCUGAAGUCUCUCAGCCCCUGCACUCAGUGUGUCCCCAUGGUGACGGGACCCUGAGCCGAGCAACACUGGUCCAGCUGGACCACCGGUGCCCAAGCUGGACUGCAGUGUGCUGGGUGUUGUCACCACGGCAACCGCCAUCGCCUAGCGCCGGCUGUCUCCCGGUAACCCGUCGCCUAGCAAUGGGGGAUUUUUCACAGCUCGGGAUGAAGAGUUGAAAGUUAUUUUUAGCCUGGGCUGCGAAUCAAUAGGCAGCUCCAUUUGCCACCCCGCAGGAUGCACGCGCAGGGGCCUUGCUGCGGUGGUGCGAGGCAGAGGGGCUGCUGAGGGGAGCAAUGUGGCCUGGCUGGCCUGGGAACACCACCCCAGCACAGCCUGAAUGGAACCCUAGGGCUUGGCCUCCCCUGGGACCCCGCUCCAGUCUCAGCAGCCCCCUCCAGGGCUUGGCCCCCUUUGUGCUGACCCCAAGGCUCAGCACCUCUGGGCCUCCUCACUUUCCUCCAUGGAGCUCAGACCCCUUGCUCCCCCACCCUGCCAAGGAUCUGACACCCCCCAGGACUGUCCCCCCUCCAGGCCACAGGCAGGUGAAGGUGGGUGAGGGCAAGGUCAAGCCAUGGGGACCCUCAUGCUUCUGUGGAGACUCUCAUAUUGUCAGGGAGAUGACCACACUGCUGUGGGAACAUUCAUCUCACUCUGGGGACCCUCAUCCAGCUGCUGGGAGCUUCAUCCUGCCAUGGGGAUCUUCUCCCAUUAGUGCAGACCCCCUCCUUCCCAUGGGAACCCCCGCCUUGUCCUGGAGACACUCUCCUUGUCAUGGGAACCAUCUCCUUGCCAUGAGGACCCUUGAUCGGCCACAGGGACUGCUGCCUUGCAAUGGGGACCCCCAUCUUGCACUGGUGACCCUUGCUCUGCCAUGGGGACCCUUGCCUUGUCAUGGGGACCCUCGCCCUGUGGUUCCCCUCCUGACAGCCUCCCAGAGGUCCUGCAGUUCUACCAGGGCUUGUACCUGCCCUCAGGGACACCAGCCUGGGGGUCCAGAUGUUUGGGGGCACUGGGAGGGAACAGAGCCCAUUUGGCACUGGGCUUCCAUAGGGAGGGCUGGGGGUAUUCCACAUGGCUCUAGAGCUGGGCCAGGAAUUGAGAUGAGGCUUCUCAGCUAUUUGUCGAAGAUGAGGUGGGUGCCUACCAUAGCCACAUCUCCCACGGGUGCUCAGCUGGGUGGAAGAGCUCCCCAUGCAGCUGUGAGGGGCCAGACAGUGGGGUGGAAAGAGGUUGGGGACCUCCAGUCUUCCAGUAGCCCUCCAGUAGUCUCAGCCCCGCCCUGAGCCCUGCUUUUGCCUUUCCGGGAGGGUUUCUGCCCCUGGGUAUGGCCCAUACUGGAGCAUCCCUGCCCUUGCCAUCACCCACCCACAGCACAGGGUGGAGGGUGUCCAGAGCCACCCCAUGGGAACCCUUUUGUGGACACAGAGGAUGCCCCAGCUCAGCAGGAAAUCCCAAGGACCUGCUUGGUGGGGAUGACUGCCCAGGAAAGGAGAAAGUUCUGCUGAAGAUGGGUGACCUGGCAGGGAGGUGGAGAAUCAAUAAAAAGCACAAAGGAAGGAACCAGGGUCCCUCCUGCCACAGGGAGACAUGGAGCUCUGAAGCCCUGGGUGCUCAUAGGUGGCAGAUGGGUCUAGGACCCUUGGUCCCCAACAGUGAUGGCACAGCAUGACGCCCCCUGGAGCACACAGCCAGCUCUGGGGACACAGCACAAGGCAGACCUGGACCUGUCACAGCGGGUCCAGAGGGGACCAUAGAAAUGGCUGGAAGACCCUCUGCUGUGGAGAAAGGCUGGGACAGUUGGAGUUGUUCAAUUCGGAGGAGACCUUCCUGACGCCUUUCAAUAUAUAAAGGGGCUUAUAAGAACGAUGGAGAGAGGCUUUUCACUGGGACCUGUAGUGACAAGAGAAGGGGUGACGGCUUUAAAGUGGAAGAGAGUGGAUUUAGGCUGGAUGCGAGGAAGAACCGUGUUGCAGGGAGGGUGGGGUGCCCGGAGGAGCCCUGGAUGCUCCAUCCUGGGUGCUCCAGGCUGGGUAGGACAGGGCUGGCAUGGUCUGGCCCAACAAAAAAUGUUCCUGGCCAAGGCAGGGGUUGGACCGGGUGAUCUUUGAAGGUCCCAUUAGAUGUCUCGAUGCUCUGUCCCACUGCAGGACAUGGCUUCCCCGCCACGGGAGACUCUCAGGGUCCCCCAUCCAAGGGAGGCAGCGGUUCACUGCCCGGGGGGAGCGGGUGGAGCAGUCACCGUGCCCGCGGUCACAAGAGGGCACUGCGAGUCUGAGAAGCCCAGGGUCCCUCUGGCCGGAGCGGGGCGGGGGGCGCCAGGGCCAGGCCGGGAGCCCGGAGCGGUCCGAGGUCCGCUGCAGGGGUCGGCGGCUUACCCUGCGCCCCGGCUCGGCAGGUCCCGGGCGGCUGCCGGUCCCCAGUCCCUCUCUCCCUGCGGCAGCCGGGGACAAGGGGGACACAGCCAGGGGACAGAUGCUGGGCACGGCCAGGGGGCACAGCCACCGCCCGGAGCUCCAGGGCACGGCCGGCAGCCCGGGGACGCGGCAUCUUGUCAGGUGGCAGCUCCAAUGAAGCCCCGGGAUGCUUUAGCCCAUCGACUGACUCAGCGCGAUGGGGGAACUGGUGGGUGGUGGAGGAGCUUUGCCCAGUUCCAGAACAGGCCCAUCUCCGGUGGCUGCUCCGAAGGGGCUCCUGGCUUCACAAUGGCAGUGCCCCAAGGCCGUGGUGUCCCUGUGGCCAUGAGGGGGGAAGGCAGAGUUGGCCAUGGUGGUUUAGCCCAGCUGUUGCUGAGUUUUCCACGGUAACAGCCCGUUAAGGUGGAUCAGGCACUGCACGCCCAGGCUGUGGCAGGGCCAGGGGUGCCAGCUCACCCCAGGGUGCUGGGGUAGGGUUAGGGCAGGCUCACUGCCAUGUGCCUGAGGGGACAGACACAUAGGGCUCCAGCCUGCAAACAGCUACAUCCCACCUUCCUGCACCCUGUGGUGUCCCAUGGGAAAGUCCCCUGAGGGUGCUGAGCACCCCACUGAAUGGGGGAUCAGCCUCAGUGGGAAGGUCCUUGUCUGGGGACACCAGCACACGGUGGCACCUGUGCCACCCCAACUUUGGUGCCACCCCAUCUCUGAUGCUACCUCAUCUCUGGUGUCAUCUCGCCUCUGGUGUCACUUUGCCUCUGGUGUCGCAUUGCCUCUGGGGACCUGGCAGAGGCUGUUUGGGGGCUCCCUGGCUGGAUCCCAUAUGAAGCUCUGAGCCCAGACGGCCCUGCUUCCCCAUGGUUGCACAGGACCUGGCCCCAGGACCCUCUGCAGGGGGUCACUGUGACCCCGCUUCACUUGCACAGCCAGGAUUUUGAGCCCAGCCAUGCUCUGGCAAACCCCGCACAGCAGCCAGUAGUAACAGCACAAAGGCCAGCAGGUCCAGAGGCAUCACCCCAACACCCCCAACCUGACACCCCAACACCCCAAUGCCCCCACUCUCCCACCCUGACCCGCUCCACCUUAACCCGCAGCCCCUUUGGCCCCUCAUUUUCCACGGAUUCCAGCAGCUUGACUUCUUUCAGCAUCAUUUCAUGGCCAAAAGGCUUCGAAUCCCCCUUUCCCCCGCCUGCCACCCCCCCUCUGGCUCCCUCCCCUUCCUCACUUCCCCUCUUUCUGUCUGCCAUCCAAAUUUACAAUCCCUCAUUUCCAUUCCGCUCCACCCUCUCGCUGGGGACUUUGUUCCUGGCCUGUAUCAUCCCAUCCCAAUUGUUCAGUGUUUAUUUCAAACAUUUUGGCGGGCUGUCACUGGAUGGAAACUUAAUUAAUUGUGGGGUUUGUGGUACUGGCACAAUAGCGGCUGAAAGGGGGGGGGAAAUCUCGAGGGGCAGGUUUGGAGGGAGGGAAGUGGGGGUUCGGGUGUGCAUAUCUUCCAUGCCAGGCUCACUGCCACACACUUCUGCUUCCCCUAGUCAAGAAAAUGCCCCCAUGGAAGAGGGGUGCUGAUGAAGUGGGGGGUUGUAUUUUAUACUGAGGCUGGGGUGUGUGUAACUCUUGGGGUACACAGUUUUGGGCAUGUGUGUAGAUCAGGGUGGCUGUAGCCUGGGGUGUGCACAUAGUGAGGUGUCCAUAGGUUGGGGUGUAAAUAGCUUGGGUUGUAUAUAGCCUGUGGUUUGCACAGUUUGGGCUGUGCAUAGGUUGGGGUGCGCAUAGAUUUGGGUGUGCAUAGACUGGGGUGCUUAUAGCCUGUGGUGUACACAGCUUGGUGUGUGCAUAAGCAUGGGUGUACAUAACCCAGAGUGUAUAUAGUGUGAGGUGCCUGUAGCCUGGGGUACACGUAGCCUGGGGUGUGCAUAACUUGGAGCGUGCUAGCCCGGGAUGUGCUAGCAGCCUGGAGUGCCUGUAGCCUGGGCUGCCUGUAGCCUGGGGUGUGCAUAACUCAGGGUGAGCAUAGCCUGAGUGCCUGUAUUCUGGGGUGUGUAUAACUCGGGGUGUGCAUAGCCUGGGUGCCCGUAGUUCAGGGCACACACGGCUUGGGGUGUACAUGACCACGGGCAUGCAUAUCGGGUGUACACAGCCCGGGGAGCACACGGGCUGUAUCCCACCUGGGGUGCCUGCAUCCAGGAUGUGCGCAGCCAUAACUCUGGGUGCACACAACCAGGGGUGUCUGCAGCCUGGGAUGCACCUGUUGUACCCCAACCCUGUCCCUGGGGUUCAGCCCUGGCAUUUCCCCCCGGCCCCCACCGCUGGCAACCAGCCCUGCCAGUGUCCCCCACCCCGAGGAGCCCCGGUGCUGCUGACCCCGGGCUGGCGCGGGGAACAUCUCCCGGGAGCCCCGAGGCGGGGUCCGGGGAUGCCCGAGGCGGGGAGACGGGGGAGAGGAGGGGCGGGGGGAGAGAAGAGGGGGUGAAAGGGGGGCGGCCCCGCCCCACUGCCGCUAUUGGCGGAAAGUUUGGGGCGCGGCGCGGCGUGGCGGCCCCGCUCCCCCCGCUCUUCCCGGUGCGGGCAUCGGUGCGGGCAGGGCCGGGCCGGGCCGGGCCGCCCCGGGGCCGCCGCGGGCGCGGCCAUGUGGGCGCUGCGGGCGCUCUGCCUGGCCGGGCUGGGCGCGGCUCUGGGCGGCGGCUCCGCGGAUCAGUGUUCCUGGAGGGGCAGGUAGGCACCGGCACCGGUACGGGGGGGCAGCCCGGGGCAGGGGGAGGCGGCACACGCGGGUCCUCAGCUCAGCAUCCCCCACUGCUCUGCGCGGUUCGCAGCCCUCCGGGGAGCUCCCGCCGCCCAGGCUCGGGUAGAGGCUCUGCCUGGGAUGCUGGGACCUGCGUCUGCCUCAGUUUCCCCACUCCUGGGUGCGGCUGCCCACCACCGCGCGGGAUACUUCCCCCGGGGUGCUUGGGCUGCUGGGCUUCCCACCUCCCCUUCCCUGAGCCCACCUCCACCCGUGAAACGUGGCUCUGCGGUCGCCGGGGCUCCGAGCCCCUCCACAGGGCCCGACCCGACGCCGGCCGCUAUGGGGAAGGCGCCGAGUUUCGAAACAAAGAGCCGGGGCCCGCCGGGAGGGCCUGCCGCGGGGGGCGUGGGGGGCCACGGGGCCACACAGCCACGAGCAGCGUGGCCGGGACAAAGCAGCUCCACGGCCACCUCCGCUGCCCCCAGCCCGGCUUUCCCGCGUGUCCCCCCCCAUGCUAAAAAUGCAGCGGCAAGACGUGGCUCCAGGCAUCGUUUACACGCGAGCCCGAAUCCUGUGAGAGUGAGGGGGACAUGGAGCCACCCCAGCUCCCACUGGGGAUCUCCCGAAGCAGGGGGAUGCAGAGGAACAAGCGACCCCAAGAUCAUGAGCACCGUGGCUCGGGUAGCUUGGGAGCCCACCCUGGGUGCGAGGGGGCUGUGUUGCCUCCCCCUUGGCCCCCUUGGGCAGGUGUCGGGAAACAUGAGCACUCCUCAAAUGAUGUGCUUGCACCCCAAAUCCGAGGCAUCAAAGGCUCGGUGCUAUUCCUCCCUGUGUUCAUCCUGCAUGCCUCUGCAGAGGUGCUGCUCGGGCGCUCCAGCACUGCUGUGUUGGGGGGGGCACAUGGGCUGGGGAGGGUCCCCAUCACCCGGGGGGGUUCCCGGCUGAUGGAGUCUGCUGUGCCUCGCAGUGGGCUGUCACAGGAGGCGGGCAGCGUGGAGCAGCUCUCCCUGCACUGUGCCGAGGGUUCGCUGGAAUGGCUGUACCCCACGGGGGCCCUUCGCCUCCGCCUGGCCCCCCGUCUGCCCCCCGCCACCGCCACCACCAAGGGCAGAAGCCCCCAACAUGUCACUGCCUGCGUCAAACCUUCUGGCACCUUCCGGGGGGCCCAGCUCUACCUGGAGAGGGAAGGAGUGCUGGAGCUGCUGCUGCCGGAGGCCCCCCGGCCCCGUGUUCGCUGCUUCAGCUGGCUGCCCUGGGAGAAGGUGGCUCUGUUCCUGCAGGCCACCCCGCAUCGCGACAUCAGCCGCCGCAUCGCUGCCUUCCGCUACGAGCUGCGUGGGGACUGGCUGGCCCACCCAGCACUGCCUGCUGCCAGCCUCACUGGAGAAGGUGCGUGCCGGCCGUGCAAUGACACUGAGAUCCUGAUGGCCAUUUGCACUAGUGACUUUGUGAUCCGCGGCAGCAUCCGAAGUGUCUCCAAUGAUGUGGAGCUGCAGGAAUCCAUCAUUGGGGUGAGCGCCACCCGCAUCCACCGCCAAAAGUUCCCCCUCUUCCAGGCAGGGGGGCGGCCAGGGCGGGUGGUAGGCAGCAUCCGCACUCCACUGCGCUGCGGUGUCAAGCCGGGCCCUGGCACCUUCCUCUUCACGGGGUGGCUGCAUUUUGGCGAAGCCUGGCUGAGCUGUGCACCCCGCUAUAGGGACUUCCAGCACAUCUACGAGGGGGCACGGCGCACACGCCAAAACCCCUGUGAGUUCCCCGUGGACUGAGCAGCUUGGGGAGGGUAGCCUGGCCCCAUGGGUACUGGGCUGCUGGGGUCCCGCAGGCAGCGAGAGCAUCCCUGAGGGGAUGCAGGGAGUGGCGUGCCAGCAGGGAUGGUACCUGGAGGGAGCGCAGUGCUUCGGUCCUUGCUGCGUAGCCGGGCUCUGGUGGCACCCACCACCGGGCUGCGGGGUCAUAGGAAAAUCCUGCUGGAAGGGAAGGAGUUUUUCCAGGGUGCACUCACCUGUGGUCCCCAGGGACCUGUCGAGUGCAGUGGCAUGGGGCAAUGGGUUGGGAGCUCCCUAGGGUCUGGGGAGCUGCAUGCUCAGGGGAUGCUGCGGGCUCGGGGAUGCUGUGGGGCACGGUUGGUCCAGCAUGAUGGGGGCAGCUGUUCCCACCCCCAGGAGGGCUCAGUGGCAGGUGGCCAUGGCUGUGGGUGGCCAUGGUGGCAGGACCAGGGACACGGUGGGCACCGUGGGGAACAGAAGGGCCAGGAGGUGGAUUUGCAAUGUUGGGGGUGGAAGGGGGAGCAGGGUGGUGGCAAGACUUGCCCUGGCCCUGCCUGCAGCGUGGGGCACGGGCAGGAACCGUGGGGUGGCUGCUGAGGAAGAGGAGUGAGGCUGAAGGGAGCGAGGGGUAUGGCGAGGUGGGAGGAAGGCUGACGCAGGGAGCAGAGGUGUCCCGGCACGGCUGGAGCAGGACCAAAGCACUGAUGCAGGAGGGUGCCACGGGAGCAGGGAGAGGCCCGGCUGUGCUACCUGUUACCACCAGCCUGGGGCUGUGGCCUCACAGUGGCUGCUGGGUCCCACUGUGCCAUGUUGCCUGUGGUGGGACACGCGUGCCAGCUGGGGGAAAUUUCUGACCGUGGGGGUGGGGGGCAUCAUGUGCACUAAAGUUAUAAUGAUACCAAAUUUGUGAUUUUUUUUUUUUUUCUAUAAACCAAGCCGUAUUUGUAGCAUGCACGUGUGCAUCUCCUUUUUUUAAAACGCUGGGCAGGAUGUUCACCAAUGGAUGCUGUGGGAAAUGUCUAUAUAGGUACAGGGAUAUAUCACUGUUUCUAAAUGCCGCAUCCCUGGCAUUCCCCAGGGUGGGUGGCUUUGGGGUUCCCCUCCCCAGGCAGCACUGAGUGAGCGGCGCCAGGGCUGGGGGCGGGUGGCCCCAUGCCGGGUGGGUGACCCCGCCAGCGGAGCCGCUGUCAGGGCUGAUUCUCAUCAGAGCCACCAGCCACAAGGCCUCAUUGUGCCGGGCUGUGCGGCACCAGCUUCCCAGCCCUGCCCUGCCGCUGCCCCCUCCACGGGGGCUCCAGCCCCCGGCCUCUGUCCCCCACUCCUCCGGGCUGCGCAGGCAACCCCAGGUGGUGGGGAGGGGGACAGGACCCCAGCAAGGGAUGGGGCACAGGACCCUCAGACAGAGGUGGGGCAGGGGACCCUCAGCCACAAACGGGGCACAGGACCCCGAGCCAGGGACCUUUCCUUCCCAUCAGUGUUUCCCACAGGGGCUCAACCUGGAAAAGCUCAGCCCCUAAGCACCCCCUAGCCACCCCCAGUUCCCCAAACCACUAAAGCCAGGGUCAUGGCACAUGUCAGCUUGGGCUUUAAUACCUCUUCAGUAUUAUUUCAAUAACACCUUUUCAAAUGCCACUAACCAGGCUGAACUGCUGGGCAUCUGGUGGCCCUGCUGACCAUAAUGUGCUUUUCCUCACCAAGAAAACAUUUCCAAAGAGUUCUGUGGAGUUUAAUUAAAUAUAUAUAUAUGUGUGAGUGAGUGUAUAAAAUGAUCUGGUUGUGAUGA
Columba livia (rock pigeon) is the source of this 10317-nucleotide messenger RNA. It is a transcript of the gene METRN, whose product is annotated as meteorin, glial cell differentiation regulator. Bases 7359 to 8534 code for a protein of 391 amino acids. The transcript has 3 exons. Gene Ontology annotation, molecular function: hormone activity. Gene Ontology annotation, biological process: positive regulation of axonogenesis; glial cell differentiation. NCBI's taxonomy places the organism in Eukaryota, Metazoa, Chordata, Aves, Columbiformes, Columbidae. The record is from RefSeq and is a predicted model, not a curated record.